ACUAUUUAUCGAUAACAGCUGAAAGUGCAUUGCCGUGUUUUGCCUGGGAGUUUGUUAAAUUAAAUUUUUUGUUUUCAACACGCAAAAUGGCCCUGGCCAAUGUGCUGCAGCUCAGCCAGAUCGCUGGCCAUGUCAUCCUCUUCAUCCUGUCGCUGUGCAUCGUUGUGCCACUGUUUAUCAACCUCGACCAAUUCUGUGGUCACUGCCUCCUUUUUACAACUGGCAAAUGGCGCGAGGAGGACGGCAUGUUCGAUGUCCAGUGGGCCUCGAGUGGGUUCUGCAACUUCCCUUUGAUUACUGGUUUCUUCCUGCUCAUCAUCUCGGUGGUGCAGAUAUACAGGUACGCCCGCAUGAAGGAGGAGGCUUCGUUUAUAGCCCUAUUCAUUGACGUGGUCCUGGGCAUCUGGAUGCUGGCCAUGUCCAUCUUGUCUGCUAUCUUCAUUACCCUGGGCUUCAUUGUCUGGUGCGAUGGCAUGACCGAGAGGUUCCCAUCCUGCGCCAUUUCCGCCGGUCAGAACAUCAUUCAUGGCGACACCGAGAAGAUCAACACGUCGGGAUUCUACAUUGAAAUGGGAACCACUCAGUUUGGUGCCUGGGGCUCCUUCGCUAUUUCGGUGGGCAUCGGCGUCAUCGCCCUACUGAAACUCAUUGACAACCAUCAGGUGCGCAACAUCAAGGUUUCCAUGUACUUGGAGCGCCAGCGUUUGGUGAAUCAGCAGCAAUACGAUGGCAGGUCAACCCCGCCGAUCGUAUCGAAUGUCUCAUCCGAUUCGGAGCAGAACAAAUAGUUGACGUUUGCGACCAGCCAGCAGUUUAUAAUUCUCUACGUGUUUCUCAUCAUGUGCGUUAUAAUCAUUGUAUGUCAUUUGGUCCUCGUCCUUAUCAUCGAGGCGGAAACUCGGCAGCACACCUUAUCUAUGUAGUGUAGCUCGAAAACAACUAAAACUAAAGAUAUUAGCCCUAUGAACUAAGCCAAUUUACGUGAUAUGUAUUGUAUAUAUGUAUUUAAUUGAAUAUUCCGUGUUACAAAUAUAGAAAAUAAAGUAAAUAAUAUUAAUGAUGA
This is a messenger RNA of Drosophila subpulchrella, 1063 nucleotides long. Its product is annotated as transmembrane protein 179. The coding region runs from base 87 to 788 and encodes 233 amino acids. Lineage: Eukaryota; Metazoa; Arthropoda; Insecta; Diptera; Drosophilidae. The transcript is spliced from 4 exons. The record is from RefSeq and is a predicted model, not a curated record.